Lethenteron reissneri (Far Eastern brook lamprey) is the source of this 8033-nucleotide messenger RNA. RefSeq names its product phosphoenolpyruvate carboxykinase [GTP], mitochondrial-like. Gene Ontology annotation, molecular function: GTP binding; manganese ion binding; phosphoenolpyruvate carboxykinase (GTP) activity. The record is from RefSeq and is a predicted model, not a curated record. Gene Ontology annotation, biological process: cellular response to insulin stimulus; propionate catabolic process; response to starvation. Gene Ontology annotation, cellular component: cytosol. NCBI's taxonomy places the organism in Eukaryota, Metazoa, Chordata, Hyperoartia, Petromyzontiformes, Petromyzontidae.
GUAUCUGCCAUUGAGCAUUCACAGAAGAGAGACACCGGUGCAGACAGAGACACGCAGGACGACAGAGGCUUGUCCCGCGGGUUUAAAUAUCAUACGCAUUAUAUAGACUCACGCAUAGACUCACACGUAGACUCACACAUAGACACACACAUAGAUAGACUCACGCAUAGACUCGCAUAUAUAGAGACUCACAUAUAUAGAGACUCAGACAUAGACUCACACGUAGACUCACACAAAGACACACAUAGAUAGACUCACACAUAGACUCACACAUAGACUAACACAUAGAUAGACUCACACGUAGAUUCACACGUAGACUCACACUUAGACACACACUUAGACUCACACAGACACACAUAUAUAGACUCACCAGAUAUACGGUAUCGAGACUUACCCAUAUACAGAUGUGUACACACAUACCUACACUCAAGCACAGGUACGCCUACGCCGUGUACACCGACUCACACGUAGACAGAACACGGGUAUGUACACGUGCCGUCUUAGACACAAAGACACACACGUAGACAUCAAGGCACGCACCCAAAACGCAUAGGUACACCUCUACAAAGGCUAUCAUAGCCCUCCAUAGACACACACGCACACACACGCAUAGGUGCGUACAUACACACAUGUAAACACUCUCUCGCAGUGUAUAAAGGACACCCACAAGCUCACCUGUUGACACGACAUCAUGGAGGCAGUUUGCAGUGACAGCUUCCGACCACAGCAACCGCGACAUUGCGGCGCUGCAGCAGCUGCUGCUGCUGAUGCCCUCCAAUCACCACCAGCAACAGCAGCAGCACCAGCAGCAGUAGCAGCAGCAGUAGCACCGCAGCAAUCCGGCAAUGCGGAUCUCAACCCGGCGCAGCCCGAGGACGCGUACCACCGCUCGCUGUCGCAGCAGCAGCCGCCGCUGGCUCCGCACGUGCUCGCCUACGCGCUCAAGUGCGCUCGCCUCUGCCGGCCCGAGGCGGUGCGCGUGUGCCAGGGAGGCGCCGCGGAGCAGAGGCGCGUGCUGGAAGCCAUGGCGAGCGCCGGGGUCGUGACCCGCCUGGGCAAAUACGACAACUGCUGGCUGGCUCGCACGGACCCGCGCGACGUGGCGCGCGUGGAAAGCCGCACGGUGCUCGUGACGGCGAACCAGCGCGACGCCGUGCCCGUGCCGCGUCACGGCCGCCCGUCUCAGCUGGGCCGCUGGAUGUCCGAGGCCGACUUCGAGAGGGCCCAGCGCGAACGCUUCCCCGGCUGCAUGAGAGGCCGCACCAUGUACGUGAUGGCGUUCAGCAUGGGCCCGCCGGAGUCGCCGCUGGCGCGGCUGGGCGUGCAGGUGACCGACUCGCCCUACGUGGUGGCCAGCAUGAGCAUCAUGACGCGCAUGGGCGCCGCCGUCACGGAGGCGCUGGGCGACGGACGCGACUUCGUGCGGUGCCUCCACUCCGUGGGGGUGCCUCUCACAAGCUCCGCCUCCCCUGGCCCCGCGUGGCCGUGCAACCCAGAGAAGACGCUGAUCGCUCACCUCCCGGCGCGCCGGGAGAUCAUGUCGUUCGGCAGCGGCUACGGAGGCAACUCCCUCCUGGGCAAGAAGUGCUUCGCCCUGCGCAUCGCGUCCAGCCUGGCGCGUGACGAGGGCUGGCUGGCCGAGCACAUGCUGAUCCUGGGCCUCACGAGCCCCGAGGGUCGCAAGAAGUACAUCGCGGCGGCCUUCCCCAGCGCGUGCGGCAAGACCAACCUGGCCAUGAUGACGCCCUCGCUGCCCGGCUGGAAGGUGGAGUGCGUGGGGGACGACAUCGCCUGGAUGAAGUUCGACAGCGAAGGCCGCCUCCGCGCCAUCAACCCCGAGAACGGCUUCUUCGGGGUGGCGCCCGGCACGUCGGUUCGCACCAACCCCAUCGCCAUGCGCACCAUCCACUCGAACACGGUGUUCACCAACGUGGGCGAGACGCAGGAGGGUGGCGUCUACUGGGAGGGCAUCGACGAGCAGCUGCCGCCCGGCGCCACGCUCACCUCCUGGCGCAACCAGACGUGGCAGCCUGGUGACAAGGAGCCGUGCGCGCACCCCAACUCGCGUUUCUGCACACCGGCCUGUCAGUGCCCCACUCAGGACCCCGCCUGGGAGGCCCCCGAGGGCGUCCCCAUCGACGCCAUCAUCUUUGGCGGGCGCAGGCCAGCCGGCGUGCCGCUGGUUUUCGAGGCGUUCAGCUGGCAGCACGGAGUGUUCGUCGGCGCCGCCAUGAGGUCGGAAGCCACGGCGGCCGCAGAGUACAAAGGCAAGGUCAUCAUGCACGACCCCUUCGCCAUGCGCCCGUUCUUCGGCUACAACUUUGGCCACUACCUGGCCCACUGGCUCGGCAUGGCCCGGCGCUCCAGCCCGGCGCAACUGCCGCGCAUCUACCACGUCAACUGGUUCCGCCGGGGGCCUUCCGGCAACUUCCUGUGGCCGGGCUUUGGCGACAACUGCCGCGUCCUCGAGUGGAUCACGCGCCGGCUCGAGGGCCGCGCGGAGGGUCGCCGGACGGCCGUCGGCGUGGUGCCGGCGCCCGGCGAGCUGGACCUGAGCGGCCUGGCCGAGGAUGUGGACGAGGAGGCGCUGUUCUCCGUGCCGCGCCCGUUCUGGGAGGAGGAGGCAGCCGAGAUUCGCUCGUACCUGGAGGAGGAGGUCGGUGACGACCUGCCCCGGGAGAUCCUCGACGAGAUGGCCGCGCUGGAGGAGAGGAUCAGGUCCAUGUGAUGGCGACGGCGACGGCGGCGGCGACGGCGGCGAUUGGUGGCGGUGAUCACGGCGACAUCGGCGAUGACGACGGUGGUGGUGAUGAUGACGGCGGUGGAGGUGGCGGUGGCGACGAUGGUGGUGGUGGUGGUGACCACGGCGACGGUGAUGAUGGAGAAAAAAAAAAUAUCGCUCGGGGGCGGCGGUGUGGGUGGGCGCUCAGAUUUCUGUAGACGGCGACAAGCAAGCGAGCGAAUGAGCACGCCACGAUUUGCCAAAAUGUAUGGGGGGGGGGGGGCGGUGGAAGGGUGGCUGAGGGAACUGAAGUGAAAUCCGUUAGGAAAUUCGCAUCGUGCCCGGUUCAUUCCGAGGUGCCCUGUUCGGGCUCUAUGAGACCCGGGCAAUUUUGUGGUUGUAUCGAGGUUCCCCACGAUUACCGACUCACGGGCCAGUUCAGGAAGCGCUUUAUUUCUUGGCUUUUUUGUGCCGUUCUGUAUCGUAUGUUCCAUCUCUUGCGAUGCAAUGUCACGGUUUACGAAUCGCGAUUCAAUUCACGAAUCGAUUCUCUAGCUGCCUUGUUUUCCCCUUUCAGCGGCAAUAGGGUGAAUCGUCACGAUUCAGGGUCACCAUUCGGUUCGAGAACCAAUCAUAUCCUUGGCCUGUUUGCAUGACCCACCUCGUAAGCAUAGAGACAACCUUCCUCUGCGUGUAACGCGCACACGUCCCUAAUAACCGAUUACGAACACGCGCGAUUCAAGAGCACGUCUUCAGAGUGCGAGUGUUGAUUCCAAUCAACUUGGGGUUGGACCACCAACCUGGAUUUGAUCGUCAGAGUCGCAGCCGCUCCUUGUUGUUUCUCCACGCGUCGCUCAUGCAAAGAGCGCGAACAGGUCGAUGUUCGCCGCCUCGACUGCCCGGUGAAAUUAUCCCAAUUGCCAGCUCCGCGAUGGCUCCAUUCGAUUUCUCGUGGCUCAUUUUUCUCUGCGUUUUCCCGUGGAGAUGUUUCUGGCAGGCACGUCACGCACGGUGUCAGCGCAGGGGAAGGACACGCGCGCACGCGCGCAUCUCCGGUUUCGGGCGCAAAACAUUUGUGAGCGGGUUUGGGGGGCGGUGGUGGUGGUAGUCACUGGCGCGCCCGCUAAAUUGGCUAAUUGGAACAUCGCUGACGCGCACGGGGUCAUCCGAGCGCGCGACCGUGGAGGCCUGGCUUUAAUUUCACGUCCAGUCCUCCCGCAGAGCCAACGUACUUGAACUUCUUUCGCACCGCACGUAGCCAACCGCGCUCAUCGGAGGCUGCGGGGGAAGGACAACAAACUAAACACAAAAAGUAGUUUGAAAGAAAUGAGUUCUCAAUGUGGAUGAUAAUGAUGAUGAUUUCAAAGUGCAAAGCUCCCAGUAGCUUCCUAAUAUCGGGAGGGCGUCCGGAGCGCACGCAGUUGUGCGGGAGCCGUUUGGUCGCAGUUCAACACACGCCGGGUCAGUGCGGGUUGGCAACGGUGGUGGGAGCCAUAGAAGUACAGUCCAAGUGGUUUUGCUGCGGUCUCCCCCAUGCUGCUGUCGACCGUGCAGGCUCUUGGAGCCUGUAUGCUCUGAACAACUUUUUACAUGCGUCGUGGGUUAGCUUCUGAGAUUUCACGGCGUUGGGGCGCAUUUCCCCGCGAUGUGGGCAUCGGGGCGUAAGACGGAAUAAGUAUAACCCGUAAAAACAACGUUUUUCACUCUAAAUCCUUUAUAUGCAUGGCGGCUAGAGUCCUCUCGUCCUCUGGCUUCAGAUGGCUGCCACCUAUGGGUCAGAUGAUUGUCUGCAGUAAUAAACAAUUGGUAAUUAAAUAUUUAAUUUGUUUUCCCUAAACAGUGUAAAAUUUUGGAAAAAAAUUUUCACGAACAUUAAUUGUCUCGCACAACGAGUCUGUGUGCAAAAUGUCAGCUCGAUUGGAUCACGGGAAGUGGGUUAAAAAACGACCGAAAGGUUUGCACGGUCGUAAGCAAGCAAGUAAGCAAGUAAGCAAGCAAGCAGGCAAGCAAGCGAACUUAAUAUAAAGGAUUUUAAAAAAUAACGGGGCGGUUGAGAAUUAAGUACGGGAGGUUGUGUUGUUGUUUUUUUGUUGUUUUGAACCGCUACUUGGGGGAAUGGAAGAUAUUGACGUUUCGGCCUGCUAACCCCCUUCUUCAGGAAACAAGAGGUUUUACGGAGGCUUGAAAUAGUCUCACGAGGUGGUGUCAGACGGUGGAACUUGCUCGGGUGCAAUGCACGUGACAAAAGCGGCAUUUGAGAAUAUUUGUUUCGAAUGCAUUCUGGGGAAUGAAAAAAAGUUUUUUUUUGUUCCAUUUGAAUAGCGCAGACAACCCUUUUCAGAUGGUCUUACCGGUUGGUCGAUGCGAUUGGUAGACCAAGACGGGGGGGGGAUUGUUGUAACGAAUAGGCAGGCGUCUGCUCACACGAAGAAAGCCUUGCGGGCGGUAGCUAAAAUACCCUUGCACAGUGAACUCGAAUAAGCUCCAGAUCACCGUUGUCACGAGAAUUAGCGAGACGUUGAUUUAAUGUAAUUCUAGCAGGAGGAUGCUAACGGAGAAUGUAUAGAGCCAAGCAGUUGGAACAACAAUAAUAAUGAGAAUUAAAAAAACACUUUAAACAUGUCUCCUCUCAUUGAUAUCAGGAUCAGAAUGUUUAAUUAUACUGAAAUACUCCGAUGAGCUAUGAAGCUAAAUUCCUCUUGAUAUGCAAAUUAUUUUGUCAAGGCGCUCUUCCCCCCUCCAUCCCAGCUUAAAUAGACGCUCCAAGACUGGGGCGUGUCAUUCAGACUCUGUCUUCUCGACAGACCUGUUCUCCACCUGAGGACGGCUGCCUGCGUUGUGGCCGAAACAUCGUGGGAAUUAUUUUAGGUUUUAUUUUAUUAUUUUAUUAUUUCCAUUCUACGUGACUUUACCGAAAGAACCAAGAAGAAAAAUACGAAGCUCUUCUUCACAGAUGUCCUCCUCGUAGGACAAGCCGCAUCGCGAGCGUAGAGGAUCAAUUCUGAAUCGACGAUUCGUCGAACGCCCAAGCCACCGCUACCAUCACGGCCACCGCACAGAUUUCACGAGCGUGCGACAUCACACACGCGCGCGCAUGUAGUCUCUACGCAAGCUCUGCAGGCACGGCACUCCUUGCUGCUUGAUGAUCGUUAUCACCUUGCAGUGGCCACCUCGUCACAGGUGACACAGUUCUCAAGCUGCGUUGAGAUUAGGGGGCAUUGCAGAUGGCAUGGGUGGGCAGGGGUCUGCAAGUGACGGCCCCGCAAGCCACAUUUGGCCCCGUUGAGACGUGGCCUGGCCCGAGACAUCACGAGACACGGAUGAGUGAGAUAAAGGUGGAGAUAAGCAAGGGAAGGAGAUGACAGGGCUGUGGACAAGAGAAACAUUUGGCAGUUGAAAGGUCGAUGAACAAGCGAUAGAGAGACAUGGAGUGAAGAGGUCCAGAAUAGAUGAGACAGAGAUGAAGGCUGUAGAUGGUACAGCCGAUAUGAAACCAUGACGCUAAGUGACUUAACGUUUGUACGUGUGGCAUAACGUCACGUGGCCCACGGGAAGAUAUAUUUGAACGCUGCUAUAGGGUAAGCCAUAUUGGCAUUACAAUACUAAUGGAUGGGCAAAACACCCAUGCAGAGAUUACAUUUUAACUUGGGGACGUGAGUUCUUAAGCUUGUUUUUACUUUAGGUGGAAUGUAUGCCUAUGCAUACCGCUGUUAUGCAAAUAUUUAUCGCUGAAAUUCUCAAGUCCUUAAAAGUUUUUAAUUUAAAAGCUGAAGCUGCAUAACAAAUUAUAGAAACUACGCUCAAUUCGAGAUGGGGAGUUUUACAGAAUGGAAAAUAUCACGCUUUUUAUUGAGUACCUCUACGCAAUGGUUAAGACACUGUGCAAUCUUCUAUAUUAUCUUUGACUGCCCUCUUGUCGGCCUACUUUCUGGACGAAAGCCUCGCCACAGACUGUGUUAGUCAUGGGCAGGAGGGCAGAGUGGGGGGCGGGGGGCGGGGGGUGUCGUUUGACCAGACUUCACCACGCUGGUCAGUGCAGAGGUUGGUGAACUGGGUCAGAGGAUUUCCCCAGGUCUGUCUCAGACAACCACUCGCCACUGACGUUAGCCGUGGCUGCUGAUAGAACUCACGGCCCGCAUAUUGCGCUCUGACCGAUGGCUGCAAUGACGCAAUACCUCAGAGCGGAGUGGAAGUAAAUACGCCAAGCAUCCUCAAGACAGUCUCACUGAAGAGUCUCAACACUCAUUGUCAUGAGGCUCCCACUGACGUUGGGACGUUUUGCCAGUUGCUUUUUGAACGUAGUUAUCGCGCGGGAGGAAACCGGAUUGAAUCCCGGAGGGAUAAAAAAAACCCUACCUGCCACGUGUACGAGGGGAUAGCGGCUCUCAAACCCCAUACUAGUUUCUAGGUCGCAACCUACUUGCUGCACUGCAUAUUUGUUGCCCAGAAGGCUGGCACUCAUUAAGGCUCCCGGCAAAAUAAGUACAGAAUUCUCCUGGAUUAUAAGACGCGCUUUGUCCCCUGUAACGGAAAGCAAAAGGUGUCGGCGAGUCUUACAAUCUGGAAGGUGCAUGUGUGUGUGUGGGGAGCGGUGGCGCAGUGGUUAGCGCGCUGCGCAACGAACCCGGCGACCCGCGGGCAACACCAGUGACGAUUAUCUGAACCGGUCCUGGGACUCUCCUCGGUGUACAAAGGCGACCGGGCGUGGUGUUGGCCACCCCACCGCCUUCGUGUGUUGUGCCGGCCUUCAUAUGUGCUACUCGCUAACAGCACUUGCCCCAACAGUCUGUUAAAGGCUAUGCGGGGGGUGGGGGGAUCUUUGUAUUUGUAUGUGCGUGACCAGAUUGAUAUCAUUCUAUUUACACUGGGCAAACAGACUUUAGGCGGUGAUGUCUUACUUUCCAGAUCGUCUUAUGAUGCAGAGAAUGCUGUAAUUCAAGGCUCAUAUCCUUGUGUGGUCCACCAACCCUCGACUUGUACGAGAGAAGCGUCUUCUGUAAAGUUGCUCGCACGCACUUGCCGUAACCGCCUUGAUCUGGAAAAACGAAGUAUUUGUAGCUGCCUUAGGUCAAAUCGACCAACACCACGAUCAUAAACCCCACGAUUACACCCCGUGACAUAAAUCAUCCUGAAGUUUUAAAAAAUCUUGAGUAAUGAAAAAGAAAUAUGACGUGCACACUGAUGCGAUGCGUUUUGUAUAUCCGGUGAUUCGUUCGUGUAUCCAGAACACCGACUGUAUCUGUAAUUUUUAGCGCUUGAUGAAAAAUGUUGGAGAGGAAAAAAAAAUGGAUUAAAAUCUUUGCAGAUUGUG